CGCUGGGAGCGCCCCCGAGCGCCGGCACUCCCGGGAUGGGCGUCACCGGCCCCGCAGCCGGCCCAGUGAAUCCAGAGGGCUGGAAUUAGGAAGGCAGUGGAUGGAAUACACAAUGGCUGAUCCACACCUAGCGAGGCUGAAGCUGCAGAGGCAUCUGGAAGCGGUGUCGGAGCGGCAGCAGCUGGCCCUGCGCCGGAACUGUGCCCUGCGCCAGGAAUUCCUGCAAGUGGGGGCUCACAUGGACACCAUGGCCUGGGACAGCAUCCGGGAGAUGGAAGAAUGGUACGGGAGGGAAAUUAAAAACCUGUUAUCCCUUCGAGAGGGCAGCUUGUCAGCAGGAGGUGACAAGGAGGAAGGAUCCAGCAAGCAGGUGCUGCAGGCAGGGAUUGGCAGCAGCAGAGUCGUGCCAGGAGAGCUGGGCCAGCCAGCAGCAGCCUUCCUGGGCUACCCCACUCCAGCUGCCUUGGCCACAAGAGGUUUGGGCUUGCAGCAGGAGCCACCAUCCCUGGAGGGGCUCAGUCCCAACAGUGCUGCUGGAGAGAGUGAGGAGGAGAGAGCAUUGGGACACGGGAAUCUGGCUGCCAGUGAGGAAGGCUCUGAGCAGCUCAGAUCAGCCUCUGGUGCCAAAGCAGCCGCCCCGAGGCCGGGACAGCAGCAGAGAAGUGCUCCAGGGGCAAAGCCUGGCCUGAGCAGGCAGGGCAGCAGUGCCGAGCUCCCGGUCCCUGCUGAGGAGGAAGAGGAGGAGGAGGAGAUGAGGCCGAGCAUUCCCGACAUGCAGCAAGAGCAGGGCAGGGAUGCCCAGGCUCUGGAGCCCUUGGGCAGCUCAGCACCACACAGGCCCGAGCUCUUGGAGCUCUGCCACACGCUGCAGCUCCUGCAGGACCUGGUGGAGAGGACGAGCCCCCAGCACCGGGCACUGUACCAGGGACAGCCCUCGGAGCUGCCCAGUGCUGGUGCUGGAGCUGGCAGGCUGGCUCAGGGUGACCUGGAGGAAAUGGAAGCCGCGGUGCUCCAGCAGCUCCGACAGGCCGUGUCCCCAAGGAGCGGGAGCCUCCCAGACGAGCACACCAGGGACACGGACGCGCUGAGGACUCUCCUGAGCCACCAUGGCUCGUUCCUGAAGCAGCACCGGGUUCGGCUCCCGGAGGGGGUGGCAGAGAUGUUUGAGCAGCUGCUGGCUUCGGGAGAGGAGGGGCAGGAUGGCCAGGUGCUGAGAGAGGCCCUUCCAGGAGAGCCUGGGGAUAUGCCACCUGUCCAGAGUGAUGAAUCCUCUCUCGGCCUGCCAUCGAUCCCGACCAACAGAGGGGAAGGAAAGCAGAGGGAACUGGCACGGAGAGACCCAGGGGAUCACGGCCACGAUAGUCCCGAAGGAAGUCUGGGCACGCAUUUGGAAAGCAGCUCUGUGUCAGAUGGAAGCACUCCUCUGUUUUACAGGACUGAAUUGCGGAAGGAGACGGUAGCUGCCAUAAAAUCCAAAGCUGAUCAAGAAGAAGAAAUGCAUAAAAUGUCCAUUUGUAAUUCAGCACGUUUUGAAACAGAGUAG
This is a messenger RNA of Cinclus cinclus, 1543 nucleotides long. RefSeq lists its product as uncharacterized. Gene Ontology annotation, cellular component: centrosome. Lineage: Eukaryota; Metazoa; Chordata; Aves; Passeriformes; Cinclidae. The transcript is spliced from 14 exons. The record is from RefSeq and is a predicted model, not a curated record. Gene Ontology annotation, biological process: spindle organization. Bases 101 to 1543 code for a protein of 480 amino acids.